AUGCCUCAACUGCGUAGAGGCCGCCGGCCAGCUAAACAACACGACCCGGAUAAGAAAACCGCAUUUAAUAGGAAGAACACCAGGCGAACUGCAGGGAGACGAACAUCGUGGGGAAAAAAUGUUGCUGUUGCUGCAGCUGCUACUUUGAGAAAUACGACGUCUUUGAAGGGUGAGGGUAAUAAGAAAGCCGGGGAAGUGAAGGAAGAGGUGGGUGAAAAGAAGAUGGAUGAGUGUGACAGUGGUGGUGACAAGGGCAGCACUGCUCCCCUUCCCGAAAGGGUCCUGGUUGGUGGUUCUCCAGCUUAUCGAAUUGAGAGGAAACUGGGGAAAGGAGGUUUUGGGCAAGUGUAUGUUGGUCGCCGAAUAAAUCCCCAAAAUCCAAAUGAAACAACGGGUCCAGGAGCUGUAGAGGUAGCUUUAAAAUUUGAGCAUCAGAGCAGCAAAGGCUGUAAUUAUGGACCCCCUUAUGAGUGGCAAGUCUACAGUGCACUAGGUGGUAGUCAUGGCAUUCCACGUGUACAUUACAAAGGACGGCAAAGUGACUAUUACAUUAUGGUUAUGGAUAUACUUGGUCCUAGCUUGUGGGAUGUCUGGAACAAUAAUCCCCACACUAUGUCCAUCGAAAUGGUGGCAUGUAUUGCUAUCGAAGCAAUUUCCAUCCUAGAGAAGAUGCACUCUAGAGGAUAUGUGCAUGGGGAUGUGAAGCCUGAGAACUUUUUGCUUGGUCCGGUUGGAACACCUGAAGAGAAAAAGCUUUUUCUUGUUGAUCUUGGAUUGGCCACCCGAUGGCGAGAUAGUUCAACUGGCCUGCAUGUUGACUAUGAUCAACGGCCAGACAUAUUUAGGGGAACUGUACGUUAUGCCAGUGUGCAUGCUCAUCUUGGAAGGAUUGGGAGCCGUAGGGAUGAUUUGGAAUCUCUUGCUUAUACAAUGAUUUUUCUUCUCCGUGGUCGACUCCCUUGGCAAGGGUUUCAGGGUGACAAUAAAGGCUUCCUUGUCUGCAAAAAGAAGGUGGCAACUUCUCCAGAGUCCCUAUGUUGCUUCUGCCCUGCACCUUUCCGACAGUUUGUUGAUUAUGUUGUUAACUUAAAAUUUGAUGAGGAGCCUAAUUAUGCGAAAUACAUCUCCCUUUUUGAUGGAAUAAUUGGUCCAAAUCCCAGCAUCAGGCCAAUCAACACUGACGGUGCGCAAAAGCUUGUAUAUCAGGUUGGACAAAAGAGAGGAAGAAUGUUGAUGGACGAGGAUGACGAUGAACAACCAAAGAAAAAAAUCCGCAUAGGAAUGCCUGCAACACAGUGGAUUAGUGUGUAUAAUGCUCACCGCCCUAUGAAGCAAAGAGUUGCAUCCCGUGUUUGGUCUUCAUCUAUAGUGAUAUUACACCGUCUAAAUUCCGAAGCGCAGCAUAUUGAGAGAGGAAACGAAGAUGGACUAUUUAUCAGCAGUGUGGCAUCUGCUUCGAACUUGUGGGCCCUAAUUAUGGAUGCAGGGACAGGCUUUAGUGCUCAAGUGUAUGAACUGUCACCGCAAUUUCUUCACAAGGAAUGGAUCAUGGAACAGUGGGAGAAAAAUUAUUAUAUCAGUGCAAUAGCAGGGGCUAAUAAUGGGAGCUCGUUAGUAGCUAUGUCGAAAGGUACUUCGUAUCUGCAGCAGUCCUAUAAAGUCAGUGAUUCGUUUCCAUUUAAGUGGAUCAACAAAAAAUGGAGGGAGGGAUUCUUUGUCACUGCAAUGGCAACUGCAGGAAAUAGGUGGGCAGUUGUUAUGUCCCGUGGGGCCAGUUUUUCGGAUCAGGUUGUCGAGUUGGAUUUUCUUUAUCCCAGUGAAGGUGUUCAUAAAAGGUGGGAAGCUGGUUAUCGCAUCACAUCAACUGCAGCAACUUGGGAUCAAGCUGCUCUUGUUCUUAGUGUUCCAAGAAGAAAACAUGCAGACGAAACACAGGAGACACUUCGGACUUCUGCUUUUCCAAGCACGCAUGUUAAGGAAAAGUGGUCAAAAAAUCUCUACAUAGCAUCAGUCUGUCAUGGGCGAACAGUUUCUUGA
Fraxinus pennsylvanica is the source of this 2037-nucleotide messenger RNA. NCBI's taxonomy places the organism in Eukaryota, Viridiplantae, Streptophyta, Magnoliopsida, Lamiales, Oleaceae. The record is from the annotation of a GenBank genome assembly.